GGCAGGCGGACUAGAAGUCGCAGGGAGCCCCUGCCAACCUCCGUCACUGACACUUCUGCAGCCAUACGGGAGUGCGAGGGGGCGUGGUUCGUCGCAGAGUCUCCGCCCCUCCGGCCCGAGACUCAUCCAUAUCAUGGGCGUGGCCUGUGGCUGAUCACGUGUCCAGGGAAAAAAGUUUUGCGGUCCCAGCGGGAUGUGAGGAAAGUUUUUCUAGUUGUCGGAGCAGAGCGGGAGCUGCGGCCGCGGAGAGCCGGGCGGGUACACAGGGGGCCACGGGACUGGAUCUAGUGGCCGAGCCCCUGCACGGACGGAUCAGGACGCGAGAGUGACAUGAACGGGAGCCGCGGACUGUGAUCGCCCAGGAGCCCGUCACCCCCUUCCUGCAGCACCCCGAGCCCCCACUCUUACCCCGGCUUUACCCCCCCCCCCCCCCCCCAUAACCAUGGAUACCGGGGCCCCGCAGCAGAACUCCUCGUCCGCCCCGCAGCCUCCUCCGGCCGGGCACCAGAUCAUUCAUGUGCGGGGCGACUCGGAGACGGACCUGGAGGCGCUCUUCAAUGCGGUCAUGAACCCCAAAACCGCCAACGUGCCCCAAACCCUGCCCAUGAGGAUGAGGAAGUUACCGGACUCCUUCUUCAAGCAGCCGGAGCCCAAGUCCCAUUCCCGGCAGGCCAGCACAGACGGUGGAUCCGCGGGGGCGCUCACUCCUCAGCAUGUUCGCGCUCACUCCUCUCCAGCCUCUCUGCAGCUUGGCGCCGUCUCUCCGGGGGCACUCUCUCCACAAGGUGUGGUUUCUGCCCAAGGACAACCCGCUCCAAAUCCGCAUCUCCGGCAGUCGUCUUUCGAGAUUCCAGACGAUGUCCCCCUGCCUCCGGGAUGGGAAAUGGCCAAAACUCCAUCGGGACAAAGAUAUUUUCUAAACCAUAUUGAACAAACCACCACAUGGCAGGAUCCAAGGAAGGCUAUGCUCUCUCAGAUGAAUGUUACUGCCCCUACCAGUCCUCCGGUGCAACAGAACCUCAUGAAUCCAACAGGUCCACUUCCAGACGGGUGGGAACAAUCCCUUACUGCUGAGGGGGAAGUCUACUACAUAAAUCAUAAAAACAAGUCCACAUCAUGGCUAGACCCACGUUUUGCCAUGAACCAACAGAGACUAAGUCAGAGUGCACCAGUCAGAUCCCCUCCACCAUUAGCGCCUCAGAGCCCCCAGAGCGGUGUCAUGGGAGGUGGUGCCAAUCAGCAGCAGCUAAGACUCCAACAACUUCAGAUGGAGAAAGAACGACUACGUCUCAAGCACCAAGAACUGCUUCGGCAGGUGAGGCCACAGGAACUAGCUCUUCGUAGUCAACUACCAACCAUAGAGCAAGAUGGUGGAACUCAAAAUCCAGUGUGUUCUUCCGGAAUCACUCAAGAGCUCAGAACAAUGACCAUGAACAGUUCCGAUCCUUUCCUCAACAGCGGCACGUUUCACUCCAGAGAUGAGAGUACGGAUAGCGGAUUGAGCAUGAGUAGUUACAGUGUUCCCCGCACACCUGAUGAUUUCCUCAACAGUGUUGAUGAAAUGGACACAGGUGAUGCAAUCAACCAAAGCAGUAUGCCUACCCAACAGAACAGAUUCCCUGACUAUUUGGAAGCACUUCCAGGAACUAAUGUGGACCUUGGUACGCUUGAGGGGGAAGCAAUGAACGUAGAGGGAGAGGAACUAAUGCCAAGUCUACAAGAAGCUUUGAGUUCUGACAUCCUUAAUGACAUGGAGUCUGUGCUUGCAGGCACCAAACUGGAUAAAGAAAGUUUCCUCACAUGGUUAUAGAGGCCUCUACAAAAACUGCUUCCAAAAUCUCUGAAGGAUUUUGUCAAUUAAGAGUGCCUAUAACUUUACGAGCCUAACUUGUCCACGUGGCAGACUAUCAGCUUGUGCUCCAGAUAAACUUUCAAAGACAUCUACAAUUUUUAUUUUUUUUCUCGUUUUAGUAUUUUCUCCUCACCCGUUGCUGCUUUUAUUACAAACACUUUCCCCCACCACCACCAUUUGAGAGCCUGAGAUAUCAACAUUUUGAAUUUCCUAGCUGCCUCUGAGUAUUUUUAUGUAAAGAGAAUGGGAAGAGUAAAGCAAUACACAUUACAAGUAGAUGCUCCAUCUUGUAAAUAUGCAGUAACAGUUUUCUUCCCAUUCUACUGACAUUAUUAGCUACUGUACUAGGGAAGGACAAAAUAUUUACUCAUAUAUAACUUCUUAUAUGGUGGCACCAACCAUGUUCUUAUCCUUUCCAAGCCUUUCUACUCCAAGGGGUUGAGCGGCCUCUCAAGAUUUUGCUUUAUUGGCUUAUUACAAGCCCCUUGAACGUUUUCCACGAACCAGUGUUAAAUUUCUUUGUUUUGGGAUAUGCUGUGUCCAAAGAAACACUACUUAUUCUGACCCAGGGCAACCAAAAUAAGCCAUGAUUGGAGGCCUACGUAAAACUCAAAACUGUGUUAAGCUAUUCGUGACCCAACAAGCUUGAAGUUGGGAAGAUGUCUCACCAGGAGUCCUCUGCCCAUCUAUGGUUGGCUUGACACCACCUAAUUCGAUAUGAUGUUUGUUUUUGUUUUUUUUCCAGCCAUACAAAUUCAAGUUGGAGGCCAUAAACAAGUUUUAAGGUUGGAAAGAUGUCUCACCGGGAGUCAUCUGCCCACCUAUGGUUGGCUUGACACCGCCUAAUUGUAUUUUUAUUUCCCCCCCCCCCCCCCCCCCAGCCAUACAAAUUCAAGUUGGAAGUCAUAAAUCUAAAAUAGUUCACAUUAGUCUUUGGAGAGGGGAUGUAUGUGUAAUCGGAUAGACUCAAGUCCACUCUAGGCAAUCCUAAACCCUGUUUUAAUAAUGUUUGAAGUACCGAGCUUUAUUAUGGUUUGUAUUUGAUGUAAAGUUGCUCUUUUGGUAUAUUGGUUGAAAAUAAGUUGUUUGGGUCUGUGCAAGGUUCCGAAACUUCUGAACACUACAUUGAACGGCUCUGUAAUGUCAUAUUUGUUUAUACACGCUGAUGAUGCAAGAUGACGCCGGCAGGUGCCAGUAUAUGCUCUAUGAUUUUAUACUUUUAUGUGUGGAUUGGAGGUGGUACCAGAGAGAUUUUUAGUAUGUGUUUUUAUUACUGGCAAAAAUACAAGGUUUUGACAUUUAUCGAACAAAUCAUUCCACCUACCUCCUGUCUUUUUAUAGUUAAAUGUCUUUUUACUUAAAAUUCUAAAGUCUAGUACAUAUAUCGCCCGUCUCCAGGGUUUAUUUUAUUUUGUUGUCUUCUUGCCAACAAAUUGCCCAAAUGGCAUUUUUCAUUUUUUUUUCUUUUUUUAUUUUUUUUUUAAUCAGAGGAGUGUCAUUGGCCAAAAAAUGAUAGAUCUACAUGUAGAAUUGAAAAGAAUUGUGUUGUAUCUUUAAACCUGUCUGUCACCAUCUGUUUUCUUGCAAAUGGGUGUUUUUUUUUUGUUUUUUGUAUGACUAUUAAAUGAUUGUCUUAUUGUACACCUAAUUGUUUUAUUAGAAAAUUAAACAAAUAGCUAACUGUAA
Bufo gargarizans (Asiatic toad) is the source of this 3538-nucleotide messenger RNA. RefSeq names its product Yes1 associated transcriptional regulator (gene YAP1). Gene Ontology annotation, cellular component: cytoplasm; nucleus. NCBI's taxonomy places the organism in Eukaryota, Metazoa, Chordata, Amphibia, Anura, Bufonidae. The record is from RefSeq and is a predicted model, not a curated record. Gene Ontology annotation, biological process: hippo signaling; positive regulation of transcription by RNA polymerase II. Gene Ontology annotation, molecular function: protein binding; transcription corepressor activity; transcription coactivator activity. The coding region runs from base 443 to 1810 and encodes 455 amino acids. The transcript has 8 exons.